This is a messenger RNA of [Torrubiella] hemipterigena, 2859 nucleotides long. The record is from the annotation of a GenBank genome assembly. Lineage: Eukaryota; Fungi; Ascomycota; Sordariomycetes; Hypocreales; Clavicipitaceae.
CCAGCCUCCUCACGCCCUCGCCUGUCCUACACCAAAAACCCAUCUCCAAACCGGGGCCGAGUCCGGACAUUUGUCGCCGUUUCUUUGCUUCACGUUAACCAAUAGCGGCUUUUGCCCCAACACACGCACUUCUUCCGCUCGCUGCGGUCGGUAACGCUCUCAACCUCAUCAUUUUGGGUGGCGGUUCCGACCCAAGCCCUGCCUGAAACACGCACAGGUUCUCAUCGCCAACUUCAGCCCAUCUACUUAUCUAUCGCGGCAAUUAACUGUUCUCAUCAUACCCCAAUAACCCAUCCGACUACCUUACGAUUUACGACACUCCAAACAACCGCCCGUGGCCGAUUCCUCCGCACCAUCAAUAUUGUCCGAGUUGACCCCCAUUGCACGCGAUAACUCAACAUCAUACUGCCCUGCGCGCCGUUCCCCCACCCAAAGCACAUAGAACUGGCAUCCGUAUCAAAAAGAGGAGCAGAUAUUCUACGAUUUCCUUUUUUGAAGGGCCGAUAUAAUCUCAUACCUCAACCACUUCUUCACACCACCCACAACCGGCAAACAUGAGAGAGGUCAAUUUCAGCAUACCGAACGUCAAUAAGGCGUCCGUGGGAAUUACCACUGCCUUAUAUGAUCGCCGGGCGCUUGACUGUACUUCAACAUUACCUCUUAUCGACUCACUCAAUCAUCUCGCCUACCUAACUACAUCCUCCGCAAGAAUCCGCGACAUUCUCACCGUCGAUGGAGGCAUAGAACGAUUAGUCUGUAUCCUGAAAGAGGGUCGCAGCAAAGAUAUGAUGGGUAUAUGGAAAUGGAAUCUCGCAUUUCAGUGUGUAGUAAAUAUCGGUGUGCGUGGCACUGUUGACGUUCGCACUCGUGUCGUUGAAGCCGAUAUGGUACCAGUCAUCGCCACCAUUCUCGAUAAUUAUAUGCAAGUCAUCGAAAGAUGCCGGGUCAAAGCAGAAGCUCUUAAGAAAAAGUUGAGAGAACAGCAGGAGCAAAGCAAGGUCGUGGAUACACAAGUUGGAAUCCAUAGCGCUGCUACUCUCACACAUGCCGCGACUGGAGACGAGGGGGCCUCACUUAUUAGACGACCACCGCCGCCCUCGAUCGAUAUUGCGGCGGCCCACGCAGGCCCCUCAGUGGGAAACAUAUUUAGACCAAGGGAGAACACUACCUCCUUCAACACACCUGCAACGGACCACCUCGCUAUGAGAUCAGGCUCUUACCCAACCAGCCGUGGAACGGAUUCUCAGCACGGAUCCACACCUACCAGCAGACAAGUCGCUGCAUCAGCAAAUACACUGCUAGAAACAUCCGAUGGUGUGGUACGGCCUGUAAGAGAUGUCGAACGUCUCGCAUCGAUGACUCCUUUCGGCCGAUUGGAUACCUCCUCAAGAUCCAACUCUCCUACGACGCCGCUACCCCCGCCCCAGAUGCAGUCACUCACAGCCCGAGUUACGGAAGCCAUAGAAACCAAUGCAAGACAGCGAAGACCUUCGAUCAGACACCAGGAUUCCACUGCUGAGCAGCUCGAGAGCAACACUGAUAGCCUACAAUCAGCGGAGUCUCCUGAUGCAGAUAUGACUGGAACUGCAGAUAUACGUUCUCCAGUUGGGAUCCAAGAUAUUUCCAUGGACGAUGGAGAACGAAUUCUAGCUGAUGAGACAAUUGAACUUGAAGUCCCUACUGGUUCAGAAACGCAAGAUCCCGACACAUUUAAUAUAUCCCAUCGCUCACCUAUGGACGGAAGCAUUGCGAACAAUGCCACUACAACUCCAGUGCCUCCAAUCGGCCUCUCCCCUGGCCCAGGACCACUAGCGACGCCGCAACCUACAAUGACAAACCCCUCUCUACCGCGGUACCUCAAUGACCAACUAGUUAUACCUGGACCUCAUUUAUUAUCUGUUAUGCCGCGCGAAGAAGAUGUGCUCAUGUCUCUUCAGCUCCUGGCAUAUGUUUCGAAAUAUGGUGGCCUCCGCUCCUACUUCCAACAGAGCCAUCUCGUUCCCCGACUUACUAUUGGUAAAGAACUUGCCAGGCUUGACAAGGUUGAGAAGGAAGAAGAUGAGCCAAAUGAGAAGGUCGUCGUCUCGAAGGAUGGUUGCGACCAUUGCUGUCAUGACGAGGAAACGCACUCCGGAGACUGCCACGAAAAAGACGACGAGACUCUCGCAGAUGAAGAGUAUCUGCUUGAGAAUGACUUCAACCUCUUUCCGCUUGUUGAAAAAUUCACAGUCAAAUAUAGUAACCCCGAUAUGCAACGAUAUUUUAGCACAGACAUGCAGUAUUGGGCGGGAGUUGUAAUGAGAAAUCUUUGCCGCAAAGAUGAAGAGCGAGGCGGUAUCCGACAAUGCGCCUACUACCAAUGUGGAAAGUGGGAAGAAUACACGCGACAAUUUGCAAAGUGUCGACGCUGCCGACGGACAAAGUAUUGCAGCAAAGAGUGCCAGAAGAGUGCUUGGGCAUACCAUCGUCAUUGGUGUGUCGCAACUUCCCAAUAACCUAGAUGAUACUGGAUAUGCUUCUCCCACCAAUGACCACAACCGGUCAACUCGAUAACUCUUAUUUUCAUAUCUUUUAUUGUGUCUUGCUGUUCUAUUUUACAGGACAGCGAAAGCAUGGCAUGCGCAGCGGCUUAUCAUUGCCAGGUACUUAGUUUGAUACCUAGGAAACCCUUCAUAUUUACGGCGCCAGGGUAUGCAUCAUAACUCUAGAAAGAACAUACCAAUAAAUAUACUGCUUUUUUUUCAGUUUCACAUACACGUCGUAGAUUUGAUUGUUCUGCUUGUCAACUUUUCAGUGAAAAGUAUAGAUAUUUGUUUUAUGUAGUUAGCAAACACUGAACAAGGGAUGCGGCCAGAGGAG